AUGCUCGCUGGCUUCCUCCUUCUGCUCGUCCUCACAGGCGAGGUCUCUCCUGUCCUCUCAGACGGGGAGAUCUCCAGCGGUAAUUGCAGUUAUCGGGAUCUUUUAAGGCACUUGAAGAUCCAGGAUAAUAAGCUGUUCUCCAUGACUCGGCCUGUCACUCACUACAAUAAUUACACAGAGGUAAUCCUGGAUGUGCUCAUCUAUGCCAUCCUGGAUGUGAAAGAGAAGGAACAGAAAUUUGUUUCGUACGUUUGGAUCGAUAUGUUCUGGUACGAUUACUACAUUUCUUGGGAUCCUGAUCAAUUCUGUGGUAUUAGAAACAUAACUCUUCCUACUGAUGCAGUGUGGAACCCAGAUCUUACUAUUGAAGAGAUAACAGAGAAGGACAAGGCCUCUAAGAGUAUUUAUCUCGUCGCGUACAGCGACGGUAAAAUCUUACUCAGGAACGACAUGGUGGUGAUCAGCACCUGCCGGAUGCAAGUCUACAAAUUUCCCUUCGACAGACAGAGCUGCGACCUCUCUUUCAAGUCUGUCAUACACUCCAUGAACGAAAUCCGGUUUGUUCAGUUCAGCAACUCUUCACGGACCGCCGAGUGGUCUCGCACGAUGAUGCAGACCCAGUCCGAGUGGCUGUUCGACGACAUGAUAGUCUCCACCAAAACGGUCAACAAUUUUGGCAUCCUUCAGAGCAUGUUGGUUUGCACUAUCGUCAUGAAGAGGCGCUCUGUCCUCUACAUCGUCAACUUCAUGCUGCCCAUUAUGUUGUUCCUCAGUCUGGACUUGGCCUCCUUCCUGAUCUCCGACAGCGGCGGCGAGAAGCUCAGCUUUAAAGUCACCGUGCUGCUCGCCGUCACUGUGAUGCAGCUCAUUCUCAAUGAAAUUCUGCCGGCCUCUUCGGAUCGGAUUCCACUCAUAGCGCUCUACUGCGUUGGGAUUUUUGGUCUGAUGCUCAUGAGCCUCCUGGAGACGAUCGUGGUGAUGUACCUGAUUAGGAAAGACUCUGAGGCCCAAGACAACGAGGAAGACAAAGACCAAAGCCAGAGCGAGGACUGUGGGGUCAAACCAGGCAUAGUCAGCAGCCAUAACUGUUUUAGAGACGUUAAUAAAUUGAUUCACUGUCCCUGUCCCUGUGAUGUGUCUCCUGGUGAAACAUCAUCUGAACUGCUGCCAGUGACCAGAGAGGGUAGCAGCGGCCAACUGACGGAGGAAUCCUGCAACCCUGAGAAGCUCCCAGGUGAAAUGACGGGCGCGGUGAAAACACCUGCUGCUAAGAAAGGAAGAAAGCCUGGCUACUGGACCAGAGUGGCUCAAACAAUCAACAAAGUCUUCUUCUUUGUCUAUAUCGCAGGCGCCGGCCUGUUCUUAGGCUCUCUGUUUUUGAGUUGGGACAGAACAGACUAA
This is a messenger RNA of Chelmon rostratus (copperband butterflyfish), 1401 nucleotides long. Its product is annotated as 5-hydroxytryptamine receptor 3A-like. Bases 1 to 1401 code for a protein of 466 amino acids. Gene Ontology annotation, molecular function: transmembrane signaling receptor activity; extracellular ligand-gated monoatomic ion channel activity; neurotransmitter receptor activity. Gene Ontology annotation, cellular component: synapse; membrane; neuron projection. The record is from RefSeq and is a predicted model, not a curated record. Gene Ontology annotation, biological process: monoatomic ion transmembrane transport; chemical synaptic transmission; regulation of membrane potential. The transcript is spliced from 10 exons. NCBI's taxonomy places the organism in Eukaryota, Metazoa, Chordata, Actinopteri, Chaetodontiformes, Chaetodontidae.